AUGGCUACAGGCAAAGCAACCACGCUCGAUAUAUACGCUCGAACAUACAUACCACAAAUCUUACAAAGCAUAAAUGAUCGGCCUGCUCAGCAACUACACUCUCUACCAGCUCGAUGGAUAGAUUUCCAACAAUACGUUCAUUCUUUCGCAGGAUCCGCUUUCCUGACAGCUGAUCCAUUGACUCCUGAGAUUGCAGAGAUUCAGCCUGUCGGAGGCAUACAGGAUCUCGGCCCGACCAACUAUCAUACCGUCUUCAGAAAUGCACUAUCAACAGAAGCACAAGCGCUUCAGCAAGAGUGUAUCGAGCAUGCACUCUACAAUGUCCCACUACAGCUCGCCGAGCGAGACCCUCGACCAUCAAUGUACUGGCUCCGUGUCCCUGGCCUACGAGAGUUGAGCCUCCAGGUAGAGAUUGGAGAUAUCGUGCAGCUCCGUCAGAUCCACUUUGGUCUACGUGGCGAGAUUCUUGAAGCGCCGCUCCUGACAUACAACGCCGAAGGUCCAGUCACAAUUCCUCACUAUGUCGAGCAGCAAAACAACGCUGUCGUCUGGGCAAUCGACCGACUCCAUGAAAGACUCGUGUUGAGGAUCGACACCCUGGUACGACAGAGUAUGAAGUUCAAUGUCUGCUUCACCGUCCAGCAAGGUCGUCUUGGCGCUUUAUAUCGUGCAGUCGCCAAUGUUCAUCAUGCCAUGCCUAAUCAGGACUGGCUACGUAGCAUGCUCUUUCCUGCGUCCGAGGACGGCGUCAUGCAGAAGACGCUGAACAAGGCCACGAUCGACUGGACGAUGCACGACAAGCUGCUCAACUACGAACAGAUCCGCGCGGUGGACACGGCGCUGGCGAGGAAUUAUGGUGCACUUCCUUACAUAAUUUCAGGCCCGCCUGGGACGGGAAAGACGAAGACUAUGGUUGAAGUUGCGCUACAGCUUGUCGAGAGGAAGGAUGCUCAUCUCCUAGUCUGCGCUCCGUCGGAUCCUGCGGCAGACACACUGACCCGAAGGCUAAGACAGUCUCUAGAGCCAAAACAACUGCUAAGAUUGAACCCGCCUUCGCGAAGCUUCCCGGAAGUACCAACAGCGAUCCUGCCAUUCUGCUAUAUUGACGAUGACAUAUUCUCGCUUCCUCCACCACCUCAACUUAUGCGUUACAAGAUCGUCGUCACCACAUGCAGAGAUGCGGAGAUCCUACUCAGAGCUCGACUGAGCAAUGCAGAUCUGCACAGCCUCGAACAUGGUCUACUCUCUGCGCUCCACCCUGAGAACUCAAUACCACAGCAAACACUCCACUGGACCAGUCUACUCAUCGACGAAGCCGCACAGGCCAUCGAGCCCGAAGCAUGUAUCCCCCUCCUCGUAGUAACACCACCUUACAACUACAAACCCACCAAGGAGCAACACCUCCCCUCCGUAAUCAUGGCCGGCGACCACAACCAACUCGGCCCACGCACGGCCUCCAAAACCCACACCCUCCAAACCUCCCUCUUCGAACGCCUCCUCGCCCUAACGCCCUACGCCGCGCACCCCCUGACCCGCUCAAAACAAAACAACGGCAUAAUGCCCCGCCUCACCAAAUCCCUCCUCCCCAUCCCCCGCGCCCCCUUCGCAAACCUCAUCCGGAACUACCGCUCCCACCCUUCCAUCCUCGCCACACCCUCCUCGCUCUUCUACGCCGAUACCCUAGACCCCUGCGCCCUACCCACCUCCACCCUAACCUCCUGGACCGGCUGGCGGGGACGUAAAUGGCCCGUCCUUUUCCUCUCCCACAGCGGAAAAGACGAAAUGGAACAGGAUAACGGCGGCUGGUAUAACGUCUCUGAAGCUCGCCUCGCGCUUUCCACCGCCUUAUCCUUCCUCCAACAGGGGUUGAUAGAGAAAGCGGAUAUCUGCAUCAUGUCCCCCUUCCGCGCCCAAGUCAACCUUCUCCGUCGAUUAGCACGGACGCCGGAGUUCGGGCUCAGGGACGUGAGUAUCGGCCCCUUGGAAGCUUUCCAGGGGUUGGAGAGCUCGUUGCUAAUUCUUUGCACUACUCGUACUCGGGAGAGAUUUCUGGAACAGGAUCGGCUCAAGGGGUUGGGGGUUGUGGGGGAGGCUAGGAGGUUUAAUGUUGCGGUUACGAGGGCGAGGGAAGGGUUGGUUGUGAUUGGGAGUCCCCGGGUGUUGGGCAAGGAUGAGUGUUGGGGGGCUUUUUUGGGGUUUUGUGCGAGGAAUGGGUUGUGGGAUGGUGGGGCCAGUGAGCGGUAUAUGGGUGGUGAGGGGAUGGUUAGUCGGCUUGAGAGGCAGUUGAUUCAUUCCGGAGCGGUGGGAUUGAAUGAUGAGCGGGAUUUGAUUGACGGGGUAAGGAGGCUGGGGGUUUAUGAUGAUGAGGAGCAGAUUCGUUGGCGGGAGGGGGUGGAGAUGGAGGAGGUGGUGCGUGGAUUGGGAGAAGAAGGAGACGAUGAAGAUGAUGAUGGUAAUGAUGUUGAUGAUGGUCAUGAAGACGAAGAGGAUGGAGAGCAUGAAGACCAUGGAGACGGCCAUGACGAUGACUAUAGAUGA
Recurvomyces mirabilis is the source of this 2538-nucleotide messenger RNA. RefSeq lists its product as uncharacterized. The transcript has a single exon. Gene Ontology annotation, molecular function: helicase activity. Bases 1 to 2538 code for a protein of 845 amino acids. The record is from RefSeq and is a predicted model, not a curated record. Gene Ontology annotation, cellular component: cytosol; P granule. Gene Ontology annotation, biological process: regulatory ncRNA-mediated post-transcriptional gene silencing. Lineage: Eukaryota; Fungi; Ascomycota; Dothideomycetes; Mycosphaerellales; Teratosphaeriaceae.